AUGGGUACAACCACAAUAACUGCAGGAUCUUCAAUGAACCCGAGCACUUCUGCAGGAACUGCUACUUCCUCGAUGAAUCCUAGUACUACUGCAACAACUGCAACGUCCUCAAUGGCACCCAGCACUGUAGGUACGGCGGCGACUUCAUCAGUGGUGCCGAGCACUACAGUAGCUGCUACAUCUUCUAUGACAGUGGGUACUAGCGCAACAACUGCAGCAUCUUCAAUGAACCCGAGCACUUCUGCAGGAACUGCUACUUCCUCGAUGAAUCCUAGUACUACAGCAACUGCUGCAACGUCGUCAAUGGCGCCAAGCACUGGAAGUACUAUGGCGACUUCAUCAGUGGUUCCGAGCACUACAGUAGCUGCUACAUCUUCCAUGGCGAUGGGUACUACCGCAACAACUGCAGCAUCUUCAAUGAACCCGAGCACUUCUGCCGGAACUGCUACUUCCUCGAUGAAUCCUAGUACUACAGCAACUGCUGCAACGUCGUCAAUGGCGCCAAGCACUGGAAGUACUAUGGCGACUUCAUCAGUGGUUCCGAGCACUACAGUAGCUGCUACAUCUUCAAUGGCGAUGGGUACUACCGCAACAACUGCAGCAUCUUCAAUGAACCCGAGCACUUCUGCCGGAACUGCUACUUCCUCGAUGAAUCCUAGUACUACAGCAACUGCUGCAACGCAAUCGGCCAAGCAAGCUGGAAGUACUAUGGCGACUUCAUCAGUGGUUCCGAGCACUACAGUAGCUGCUAUAUCUUCAAUGGCGAUGGGUACUACCGCAACAACUGCAGCAUCUUCAAUGAACCCGAGCACUUCUGCAGGAACUGCUACUUCCUCGAUGAAUCCUAGUACUACAGCAACUGCUGCAACGUCGUCAAUGGCACCCAGCACUGUAGGUACGGCGGCGACUUCAUCAGUGGUUCCGAGCACUACAGCAGCUGCUACAUCUUCAAUGACGGUGGGUACUACCGCAACAACUGCAACAUCUUCAAUGAACCCGAGCACUUCUGCAGGAACUGCUACUUCCUCGAUGAAUCCUAGUACUACAGCAACUGCUGCAACGUCGUCAAUGGCGCCAAGCACUGGAAGUACUAUGGCGACUUCAUCAGUGGUUCCGAGCACUACAGUAGCUGCUACAUCUUCCAUGGCGAUGGGUACUACCGCAACAACUGCAGCAUCUUCAAUGAACCCGAGCACUUCUGCCGGAACUGCUACUUCCUCGAUGAAUCCUAGUACUACAGCAACUGCUGCAACGUCGUCAAUGGCGCCAAGCACUGGAAGUACUAUGGCGACUUCAUCAGUGGUUCCGAGCACUACAGUAGCUGCUACAUCUUCAAUGGCGAUGGGUACUACCGCAACAACUGCAGCAUCUUCAAUGAACCCGAGCACUUCUGCCGGAACUGCUACUUCCUCGAUGAAUCCUAGUACUACAGCAACUGCUGCAACGUCGUCAAUGGCGCCAAGCACUGGAAGUACUAUGGCGACUUCAUCAGUGGUUCCGAGCACUACAGUAGCUGCUAUAUCUUCAAUGGCGAUGGGUACUACCGCAACAACUGCAGCAUCUUCAAUGAACCCGAGCACUUCUGCCGGAACUGCUACUUCCUCGAUGAAUCCUAGUACUACUGCAACAACUGCAACGUCCUCAAUGGCACCCAGCACUGUAGGUACGGCGGCGACUUCAUCAGUGGUUCCGAGCACUACAGUAGCUCCUACAUCUUCAAUGAUGGUGGGUACUACCGCAACAACUGCAGCAUCUUCAAUGAACCCGAGCACUUCUGCAGAAACUGCUACUAACUCGAUGAAUCCUAGUACUACUGCAACAACUGCAACGUCCUCAAUGGCACCAGCACUGUAG
Lytechinus variegatus (green sea urchin) is the source of this 1854-nucleotide messenger RNA. RefSeq names its product putative GPI-anchored protein pfl2. The coding region runs from base 1 to 1854 and encodes 617 amino acids. NCBI's taxonomy places the organism in Eukaryota, Metazoa, Echinodermata, Echinoidea, Temnopleuroida, Toxopneustidae. The transcript has a single exon. The record is from RefSeq and is a predicted model, not a curated record.